Strongylocentrotus purpuratus (purple sea urchin) is the source of this 2031-nucleotide messenger RNA. Its product is annotated as glucose-6-phosphate isomerase. Gene Ontology annotation, molecular function: monosaccharide binding; carbohydrate derivative binding; glucose-6-phosphate isomerase activity. The transcript is spliced from 13 exons. Gene Ontology annotation, cellular component: cytosol. The record is from RefSeq and is a predicted model, not a curated record. Bases 213 to 1880 code for a protein of 555 amino acids. Gene Ontology annotation, biological process: glycolytic process; gluconeogenesis; glucose 6-phosphate metabolic process. NCBI's taxonomy places the organism in Eukaryota, Metazoa, Echinodermata, Echinoidea, Camarodonta, Strongylocentrotidae.
UUGACCAAGUGAGCAUUGCAUUUUUUCAACUGAGAAUUCGGCAUUCAUGUUUGAUUUCUUAGAGCAGUGAAUUACGUUGGGUGAUUACAAAGGGACUAAUGAUUGAUUGCUCGUCACAGUAUAUUGUUUUAUUUGCCCGUAGACCUGGUUAGCUCCCGUCUCUGUUGAAAUACUUCCGCCUAUUUGUCUGUGAUUUCUGCUAAAUUUCCAUCAUGGCUGCUACCUUUUUGACUGACGAUCCAGCAUAUAAAGAACUCAAGGCAUGCUAUGACCGAGUCGGAAGCAAAUUGAACCUCAAUCAGCUGAUGAAAUCCGAUCCAAAACGGUUUGAAAAAUACAGCCGUACUAUUCCGACUCCAGAUGGAGACUUCCUCCUUGAUUUUUCCAAGAAUCUUGUGGAUGAUGAAGUCUUUGGUUUCCUGCUGAAGCUGGCUAAAGCUCGAGACCUGGAGGGAGCUCGAGAUCGUAUGUUUGGAGGAGAGAAGAUCAACUUUACGGAGGACCGGGCUGUGCUCCAUGUUGCCCUACGUAACCGUUCUAACACUCCUAUCCUGUUCAAUGGCAAGGACGUGAUGACAGAUGUCAAUGAGGUCCUUUGUCGUGUCAGGAAAUUUACUGAGUCUGUUCGUAGCGGCGAGUGGAAAGGAUUCUCAGGCAAGGCAAUCACUGACGCUGUCAACAUCGGUAUCGGAGGAUCAGAUCUCGGUCCAGUGAUGGUGACAGAAGCCCUGAAACCAUUUGGAGGACCACUCAAGGUUCACUUUGUAUCAAACAUCGAUGGAACCCAUCUUGCUGAGGUGUUGAAAAAGGUUAACUCUGAGACAACCAUCUUUAUUAUAGCAUCAAAGACGUUCACCACCCAGGAGACGAUUACCAACGCUACCUCAGCUAAGAACUGGUUCUUGGAGACGGCCAAGGACCCUGCCCAUGUCGCCAAGCACUUCGUCGCCCUCUCCACCAAUGCUGAGAAGGUUUCAGCCUUUGGCAUUGACAAGAACAACAUGUUUGGAUUAUGGAAUUGGGUUAAUGGACGCUAUUCUCUCUGGUCCGCCAUCGGCACCUCUAUCGCCCUCUAUGUCGGCAUGGAUAACUUUGAGAAGCUCCUGGAAGGGGCUCAUUUUGCGGACAAUCAUUUCCGUACCGCUCCCCUGGACAAGAAUCUCCCAGUCAUCAUGGGCAUGCUAGGAGUGUGGUAUUCCAACUUCUUUGGAGCGGAGACUCAUGCCCUACUCCCGUAUGAUCAGUACUUGCAUCGCUUUGCAGCUUACUUCCAGCAAGGCGACAUGGAAUCUAACGGGAAGUAUGUGACCCGUGAUGGUCGCCGUGUAGCCUACUCUACCGGUCCUAUCGUCUGGGGAGAACCAGGAACUAAUGGACAACAUGCCUUCUAUCAACUCAUUCAUCAAGGUACUCGCAUUAUCCCAGCUGAUUUCAUCGCUCCUGUAGAGACUCAUAACCCUGUCCAGGGAGGGUUACAUCAUGAGAUCCUAAUGGCUAACUUCUUAGCCCAGACUGAGGCUCUGAUGACAGGCAAAACUAAAGAGGAAGCAGAGAAAGAGCUGGUGGCUUCUGGGAUGUCCGCUGAAAAUAUUAAACUCAUUCUGCCCCACAAGGUAUUUGAAGGCAACCGUCCAACCAACUCCAUCAUGUUCCAGAAACUAACACCGUUCACACUCGGCGUACUGCUUGCUACGUAUGAACACAAGAUCUUCACCCAAGGAAUCAUAUGGAAUAUCAACUCAUAUGACCAGUGGGGUGUUGAGCUCGGUAAGCAACUGGCCAAGAUCAUUCAACCAGAGCUCAAAGACUUCAACCCAGUAUCCUCCCAUGACUCUUCAACCAACGGCCUUAUCAACUUCAUCAAGACCCACAGGAAGUAAGCAAGAGAGGUUCAGUGGUCAGAGGUCAAUGACCUUCCUGUAUUACUUACCGAGCGCAAUGUGCUCCAAUAGAUAGAAACUAAUCAAUCUUAAUAAUAGAAUCAGUAUCUUGGUGAAAGUUUCUUUACGUAAGGUUUACUAACAUGUACAU